Molecule: messenger RNA, 1494 nt
Organism: Aspergillus calidoustus
Lineage: Eukaryota; Fungi; Ascomycota; Eurotiomycetes; Eurotiales; Aspergillaceae
Source: the annotation of a GenBank genome assembly
AUGAUACAUCAGUACCUCUCCCCUCGACAGACGAGUCACUUUGUGUCAUUCUUCAAUCCCCCGACUGGCACGGUAAUAAUGUCCUCUCAAGAGGAGGAUGCGACCUAUGGUGUCCCCUUUGUCAAUGCCUGCUGGGUGAGUAUCACCUCUCUCUCCUCGGCUGCUUUAGUUAACCUUGUACAGGCUCUCACAGCCGUUGUAUCAGUUACUCUAAUCUUCAGAUAUGUCGUCAAAGCAUGGGCCAGCUAUAUUCUCCCCAAAGUCAGCUCCCCGAUGCGGAUAUGGGGAGCAGAGGAUUUAUUAUUCUUGACUGGAUACGCAUUUGAUAUUUCUCAUAUCGUGUAUAUACAGAAAAGUCUCGACUGGGGCCUUGGUCGACACGUGUGGUUUUUAAAAGAUCAGGAACGCAUCCUCGCUAUGAAAUAUGACUUUAUCUCUCAGCCACUGGCCGUGGCCGCCUCCAUGUUCUCCCGCUGCGGAAUGACCUGGUUCCUGUAUACAUGCUUCAGCAGUGCGGACAAACAUAUACGGAUCAUCAUUCUCGUGGGCAUGGUUGUUCAGAUUGUUGCGAACUCCGUCACAAUUCUGCAGAUUGUGCUGCAGUGUGGGCCAAAUCCAUAUCGAUUGGUUGAUAGAACCGCAUAUUUCCAUUACAUGUGGGACGGCACGCCAAGCGAUGGCUCAGUAACAUGUCAAUCGCCCAAUGUCCAGACGACGAUCGGAUUCGUGCAAGGAGGCUUCAACACAACGGUCGACUUCGCCCUUACAAUCCUCUCCGCAAUGCAGCUCUGGCAGUUCAGCAUCCGCGCCACCGACGCCGCGCCCUCCGGCCACGGCAGCUCUUUCAUAAGUCGGUUCAAGCGCAUGCCGAGACAGGCGAGGAAUAGACGCAUCUGGCAGACGAUCAUACUUAGUGGGCCACUGGCGCUGUCGGGGUGUGCUUCUAUUGUUAAGACUUAUUUAUUGAAAUCAUUGGGCGAACGGAAUGACUUCACGCACAACAUAAUCACCUUCAUCCUCUGGGUCAAAAUCGAAAACUACAGCAUCCUCCUCGCAACCUGCGGCCCCAUAAUCCGCCUCUUCGUCCGCGUCGUCUUCGAUUCCAAGAAACCCGCCAAGUGGGGAUACUGGUCUUCCGGCGGCGGAGGCAAUCCCGCAAACGGAUAUGGACAGAGCCAUAGCCACGGUCACAGCCACGGACGCGGACUGGAUCUUGAUGGCGGCAGUCAUACGCAGAAUCAGGGGUCGGUGGUUAUGACUGUUUUUGCGGAUAAGGGCGAAGAGGGGAUGCGGGGGCGUGGUCGGGGGAGGGUUGGGAGUGGGAGUGGGAGUGGGGGGAGUGAUAAUGAUGGGAUUGAGGAUGGGAGGAGUAGCGGUGGUAUUGAGGGGGCAGGUCGGGGUGUACAGGGGGUUACGGUUAAGACGGACAUCACUGUGCAUGUUGACGAGGAUGGGGCGUCGACGACGAAGUUGGUGAGGUCGAGGUAUAGUUAG